AUGAUGGCAGAUGUCAGUCCCAGGACUGAUACUUCUACUGACGCAAGUACAGAGGAUAAGAAUUCCAGGUUUCAAAAUAAUCAAGCGAUGGCAGCUUUGGGGUCUGAUGGGAGUGACAAAUCCAGAGAUCAGAAGACUCUUCGCAGGCUUGCUCAAAAUCGUGAAGCUGCAAGGAAGAGUCGCUUAAGGAAAAAAGCAUAUGUGCAACAGCUAGAAAGCAGUAGGAUGAAGUUGACACAACUCGAGCAGGAGCUACAGAGAGCUCGACAACAGGGCAUAUUUAUUUCCAGUUCUGGUGAUCAAUCUCAAUCUAUGAGUGGGAAUGGAGCCUUAGCAUUUAAUGUAGAAUAUGCUCGAUGGUUGGAAGAGCACAACCGGAGAAUUGAUGAGCUGAGAGGAGCUGUGAAUUCGCAUGCUGGUGAUGCUGAACUCCGCAUCAUUGUGGAUGGCAUCUUGGCGCAUUAUGAUGAGAUCUUCAGGAUUAAAGGGGAUGCUGCAAAGGCUGAUGUCUUUCAUAUAUUGUCUGGCAUGUGGAAAACACCUGCUGAAAGAUGCUUCCUCUGGCUUGGUGGAUUUCGUUCAUCUGAGCUUCUUAAGCUGCUUAUAACUCAAUUGGAGCCUCUAACGGAGCAACAGGUGUUGGCUAUCAAUAACUUGCAACAGUCAUCCCAGCAGGCAGAGGAUGCUCUCUCUCAAGGAAUGGAGGCCCUACAACAAUCAUUGGCUGAGACUCUUGCUGGUUCUCUUGCGCCUUCUGGCUCAUCGGGCAAUGUAGCUAAUUAUAUGGGUCAAAUGGCAAUGGCGAUGGGUAAACUGGGGACUCUUGAGGGUUUUAUUCGUCAGGCUGACAAUUUGCGCCAACAGACGUUGCAGCAAAUGCAUCGCAUACUGACAACUCGCCAAUCAGCCCGUGCGGUUCUUGCAAUUAGUGAUUAUUUCUCUCGGCUUCGAGCACUCAGUUCUCUCUGGCUCGCUCGGCCCAGGGAGUAA
Messenger RNA from Oldenlandia corymbosa var. corymbosa, 990 nucleotides. The record is from the annotation of a GenBank genome assembly. Lineage: Eukaryota; Viridiplantae; Streptophyta; Magnoliopsida; Gentianales; Rubiaceae.